Molecule: messenger RNA, 453 nt
Organism: Hydatigera taeniaeformis
Lineage: Eukaryota; Metazoa; Platyhelminthes; Cestoda; Cyclophyllidea; Taeniidae
Source: the annotation of a GenBank genome assembly
AUGUAUCAGGACGUCGGUGUAAAGUACAAGAACAUUCCAUCUCUGGAGGUAGUCUCGAAGGCCUCUUCGGAGAGUUCAGGUGGUAGUGGAGGUGGAGGUAGAAGAGGAACUGCGGUGGGUCGAUUUACAGUGGAGCCAGCGACAGAAACUCCACGACGCCAACCGGGUCUGCGAGCGCACCACCCGCAACAACAGAUUCCCAUGGCGACACCAGGCUCGCAUAAUGCUUCUAUUUCCUCCAAUUACUCUGCCACCAGUUCCCUACCCGCUGCACUCAAACGCGCCUUUGUCAACAUGGGCCGGUCGCUCACUGGUCAGACUAGCACUAGUACCACCGCCACUUCUACUGCUUCUAAUACCUACUCUGCCACCGCUGCCACUCCAUCCAACGGACCCGAACAGCCCUCUGUCGAUGCUGGCGGUAUGACCGAUGUGUUCUGCUUACGACUUUGA